This is a messenger RNA of Schistosoma spindalis, 1211 nucleotides long. The record is from the annotation of a GenBank genome assembly. Lineage: Eukaryota; Metazoa; Platyhelminthes; Trematoda; Strigeidida; Schistosomatidae.
AUUGUUGAGGCGCGUUAAUGAGCCGUACGCUACACAAAUGUUCAGGAACACAUUCCAGAGUGGGUUUUUAUCUAUACUAUUCAGUGUUGGGACGAAACCUCUGCAGAUUUGGGACAAAAAGGUUCGCAACGGCCAUAUCAAAAGAAUUACAGAUAAUGAAAUCCAGUCAUUGGUCUUAGAAUUAUUAGGAAGCAAUGUUUCAAACACUUAUAUAUCUUGCCCUGCAGAUCCUAGGAAAGCAUUGGGCAUUAAAUUACCUUUCCUAGUGUUAAUUGUAAAAAACCUCAAUAAGUACUUUACGUUUGAAAUUCAGAUCCUUGAUGACGAGGGUGUUAAAAGGCGUUUUAGGGCCAGUAACUACCAGAGCACUACUCGGGUGAAGCCAUUUAUUUGCACCAUGCCUCUCCGCUUGGAAGCCAAUUGGAAUAAUAUUUACUUCAACGUUGCAGACUUCACAAAGCGUGCAUACGGGACUAAUUUUGUCGAGGUGCUGCGAGUUCAGAUUCACGCUAAUUGUCGAAUAAGACGUAUUUACUUUUGUGACCGCCUCUAUUCGGACGAAGAGCUCCCUGCAGAGUUCAAAUUAUACCUCCCUGUUCAAGUAAACCGGAACACUUAGAAAUUUUCAUUGUAAAUGUUUCCACCUGUUCCAAUGACAAUUUUAACACUUUUCAAACUGUUAUGUACAUGUUUUAAUUUGGUGCAUAAUAAGUAUAUUUUGUUAUCCAUUAUACUGAGUAUUUCUACUUUCUAAUAAAACGAUUUGUGAAAACCUUCCAAUAAAUUUCAUGUUCAUUUAUAUUAGUCUUUUUGGUCGGCGUUCUUCAGUGUGUUGAAAUUACUACUGAACUAUGCAUUCUUUUCUCAAUCGCAUCACAAUUUCACUGCAUCAGCGUUAUAUUGUAGCUAUCAUGCUUAAGAUGUUUGGUUUUAUGCAAGUUUGGUAUUUUUUGUUUAUAAUUUCCAGAAAGUUACUUAUUCGCUGUUGAUAUGUAUCAACUGUUUUUGUAGAUGUCUUACUUUCACUUCUGAUUAUGGCUAAACGCUAUUUGAAAUUCAGUGUUGAUAUGGAUUCAUUUACUUGACAUGUUUCAACUACGAUUAAACUGGAUCCAGUACUUAUAGUCAGUUUUUUGUAAAUAAGAAUAGAACAUCAAUUUUUUUGCGCAGUUUUAUGCAUAAAAACAGAUGCCAUGCAUUAUCUUACUCAU